AUGACGCAGGCACACGAGAAGAGCAGCGAUGCGGCUGCGCCCAAAUACUGGGGCGUGACUGGCAAGAAGGUCCAGAAGCUCGUCACCGCCGUGGCCACGACCGACUUCCUCCUCUUCGGAUACGACCAAGGUGUCAUGUCGGGUAUCAUCUCGGCUCCGGCCUUCCAGCACAGCUUCCCCGAGGUCGAGGGCGACAGCACCUACGAGGGCUUUGUCGUCUCCAUCUACGCCGUCGGCUGCUUCCUCGGCGCUCUCUUCAUCCUCAUGUUCGGUGACCACCUCGGCCGCCGCAAGUCCAUCUUCCUCGGCGGCAUGGUCAUGAUCGUCGGUGUCAUCAUCCAGGUCACUGCUUUCGGUCCCUCGAGCGGCGCCACUGCCCAGUUCAUCAUCGGCCGGUGCAUCACAGGAAUCGGCAAUGGCAUCAAUACCUCCACCGUCCCCACCUACCAGGCUGAAUGCUCCGAGUCCCACAACCGCGGCAAGCUCAUCUGCAUCGAGGGCGGCAACGUUGCCAUCGGCACGUUGAUUGCCUACUGGAUCGACUACGGCUGUACUUAUGGCCCCGAGGCCUUUGUCUGGCGCUUCCCCAUUGCCUUCCAGUGCGUGUUUGCCAUGGUCGUCCUCGUCCUCAUGACCCGCCUGCCCGAGUCGCCUCGCUGGCUGCUCACAAAGGGACGUACAGAGGAGGCGGCCGUCGUCCUUGCCGGCCUGGCUGGCAUGGCUCCCAACUCUGCUGUCAUCACCGAGGAGGUCCAGGUCAUCGAGGAGGCCAUCCGCGCUUCCGGACACAAGGGCGGCAUCACCCCCUUCUCGGCUCUCUUCGAGGGUGGCCCCAUGCAGAGCUUCCGUCGCAUGGUCCUCGGUGCCUCUUCUCAGAUGAUGCAGCAGCUCUCUGGCUGCAACGCCGUCAUCUACUACUUCCCCAUUCUCUUCCAGACCUCCAUCGGCACCUCGCACAACCUGGCUCUCCUGCUCGGUGGUGUUAACAUGGUCGUCUACUCCAUCUUUGCCACCACCUCUUGGUUCGCCGUCGAGCGCAUCGGUCGCCGCAAGCUGUUCCUCAUCGGUACCGUCGGCCAGUGCUUGUCCAUGGUCCUCACCUUCGGUGCGCUUCUUCCCGGUACUCCUGAGGCUGCCAAGGGUGCCGCUGUGGGUCUCUUCACCUAUAUUGCCUUCUUCGGCGCCACCUGGCUCCCGCUCCCCUGGCUGUACCCUGCCGAGAUCAACCCUCUUCGCACCCGCGCCAAGGCCAACGCCACCUCGACUGUGCAGAACUGGCUGUGGAACUUCUUCGUCGUCAUGGUCACUCCUGUCAUGCUUUCCGGCACUGGCACUUCCGGCUGGGGCACCUACCUCUUCUUUGCCGUCAUGAACGCCAUGUUCUUCCCCAUCAUCUACUUCCUGUACCCCGAGACUGCUGGCCGUUCCCUCGAGGAGAUCGACCUCAUCUUCGCCAAGGGUUUCACCGAGAAGAUCAGCUACGUCAAGGCCGCCCAGGACCUGCCCAAGCUCGGUGCCCAGGAGGUUCAGCGCCGCGCCAAGGACUACGGUCUCGGUGUUGAGGAGGAGAUCAAGACUGACCACGCUGAGCGUGAGAUUGGCAUGCUCACUGACUCUUCUUCUUAA
This is a messenger RNA of Microdochium trichocladiopsis, 1626 nucleotides long. Its product is annotated as general substrate transporter. Gene Ontology annotation, cellular component: membrane. Gene Ontology annotation, molecular function: carbohydrate:proton symporter activity. The transcript is spliced from 2 exons. Gene Ontology annotation, biological process: carbohydrate transport; transmembrane transport. The record is from RefSeq and is a predicted model, not a curated record. NCBI's taxonomy places the organism in Eukaryota, Fungi, Ascomycota, Sordariomycetes, Xylariales, Microdochiaceae. The coding region runs from base 1 to 1626 and encodes 541 amino acids.